GGCGCGCGGCCUCGCCUUCCCGCCCCCGGCGCGCGGCGGCACAACGGCCGGGCCCUGCGCUCUGACGGGAGGGCGGGGGGGAGGGGAGGCGCUGGGGGGGUGUCCGCACACGUAUCCCGCUCCGGCCUCCUUCACUUUUUUUGGGGCCCUCCCGUUUUUUGGGUUGUCGCAGGGACCCUGGAGAAGGAGGAGAAGAAGGGAGGUGUCUCUAGGUGCUGCUGGACCGGCCCCGGUCCCCGGCAGGCAACACUAUGGCUGCUACAGUGAACCUGGAGCUUGAUCCUGUUUUUCUGAAAGCCCUGGGCUUCUUGCAUUCAAAGAGUAAGGAUUCUGCUGAAAAGCUGAAAGCGCUUCUUGAUGAGUCUUUGGCCAGAGGAACUGACUCAAGCUAUCGUCCAUCACAGAAGGAAGUAGAACAACCAAAAGUAUCUGUUACCAAACCUAUUUCCAGUAAGCAAGAGCCUAAAGCUGCUUCUAGUUUGCCUUCUGGCAACAACAAUGGCAAGCCCACUGCAUCAGAAAAGGUGAAGAAAGAAACAGAAAAGAAAUCUUCUGAUAAAGUAAAAGCAGAUACUGUGGAAGGAGCUGAUAUGCCAAAGAAGCCCAGGCUUGAGAAGCAAGAGGCUCGUUCCUCUCCUAUUACAGUUCAGACGAGUAAAGAUUUAUCCAUGCCUGACUUAUCUAGCUUUGAGGAAACCAGUGCUGAUGAUUUUGCUAUGGAAAUGGGUUUGGCCUGUGUUGUUUGCAGGCAAAUGACAGUUAUUUCUGGGAAUCAGCUAGUGGAGUGUCAGGAGUGCCAUAAUCUCUACCACCAGGAUUGCCAUAAACCUCAGGUGACGGACAAGGAAGUGAAUGAUCCUCGACUUGUGUGGUACUGUGCUCGCUGUACCAGACAGAUGAAGAGAAUGGCUCAGAAGACACAAAAACCACCUCAAAAACCCGCUCCAGCAGUGGUUUCAGUUGCACCAGCUGUGAAAGAUCCGUUGGUCAAGAAGCCAGAAAUUAAGUUGAAACUUGAGACCCCAUCAACUUUUCUAGCCUUCAAGAGAACAGAAGUCAAGACCUCAGCAGCAGUUUCGGGGAACACAGCCAGUACAAGUGUUUCCUCUUCAGCAACCAGUGGCCUUACAGGAUGGGCUGCCUUUGCAGCCAAAACCUCCUCUGCCAAUCCAUCAACUACCAAACUGGGAUCAACAGCACAGAGUGCCAGCGGGAAACCUGCAGCUUCUUCAAAUAACCAGAAACCUGUGGGUUUGUCAGGGUUGGCAACUUCUAAAACAGGACUCGGGUCAAAAAUAGCUUCUGGUAACAACAGCACAAGCCCUGUACAGCUGAAACCUCCUCCACCUUUGACGCUAGGGAAAACCACUCUUAGCCGUUCGGUAAGCAGUGACAACGUCAGCAAAGUAGGGCUUCCUAGUCCCAGCAGUACCACACCGAGCACCAGCAGCCAGGUGAGCGGUGGGAACGGCAACAGCGGGACUGCGGGUAACAGUGGGGGCAGUGCAAGCAAAACCACAGCAGAUACUGGCAAUCAGUCAGCCUCCCUGAAAGGCCCGACUUCUCAGGAAUCGCAGCUCAAUGCCAUGAAGAGGCUACAGAUGGUCAAGAAGAAGGCUGCUCAGAAGAAACUCAAGAAGUAGUGCCACUGCUGGCUGAUUGUGUUGGUUGUGUUCUGUGAAGCAGCAGCAUUUAUAUUUCUCUUAAAGGAAAUACCACAGUUACUGGACUGAACCAGUAAUUAAAUCAGGGAAGCCCAAAACCGAUGUACAGGGGGCCAAGCUUAGGUAAUCCUAGUAUUCCUUCUGACUUUACAAAUUAGGAAUUGAAUAUGCUAGAGGGAUAUUUGCUAUUACAUGCUCCUGUUUUAUAGCUCAAAGCAAUGAAAAAGCAAUGAAACGUGAAAUUGUAAACAUUGGGUCUUCUGGAGUAUUAAAAAGAUUUAUGUGGGUACUUAAUAAAUUGGAUUUAAUGAA
Messenger RNA from Cygnus atratus (black swan), 1976 nucleotides. RefSeq names its product integrator complex subunit 12 (gene INTS12). The transcript has 7 exons. Lineage: Eukaryota; Metazoa; Chordata; Aves; Anseriformes; Anatidae. Bases 252 to 1643 code for a protein of 463 amino acids. Gene Ontology annotation, biological process: snRNA 3'-end processing. Gene Ontology annotation, cellular component: integrator complex. The record is from RefSeq and is a predicted model, not a curated record.